AAAAAAAAAAAAACACUUACUUCAGUUAUUUAUAAAACUGCCAUCUGAUUUAAUUUCAAAAAAAAAAAAAAAAAAAAACUGCCAUCUGUAUUUACAAAAAUUCAACAAAUUUGUGAGGAUUUUUAGGCAUUUCUCGCUAGUCUAGGGUUUUGCAUCCAACUGCUUCAAUUGACCUUUCUUAACUGCAAUUGAUUUCAUAUUCCCAUUUCUGCAUUUCUCCGCAUUCAAAAAUAGAAAUUCUGCAUUAAAUGAACAUGCAGAAGAAGGUUUGUUUUGAGACAAAUUCAGAUAGAAUUUCCAACUUACCAGAGCACAUCAGAAGAGAAAUACUUUCAUAUCUGUCAACAAGGGAUGCAGUUCGAUCAAGCAUUUUAUCGAGCAGUUGGCGGGCAUUAUGGAUUGAACUCCCAAUUUUGAACUUGGGUGAGUUUCACUUUCAGCUUGAUAGAUUUUUGAAUGGUGUUAAUUUACCUUGUGAUGACAACAAUGAUGCUGCUAUAAUCAUGGAAAGGGAGUCAAUCGCUAGAAAAAGGGAAGAGUUUUAUAGGUUUCUUGAUCGAACUCUCGAAUCGAGGUCGUCGGAUUUGGAAAUGCUUAAAUUAUAUAUGCCUUAUUAUGGGUUGGAAUUGAAAUCUCGCUUGGAUCAUUGGCUUGAUUGUGCUGUUAAUUGUCAUGUCAGAUAUUUGAAUUUGGAAAUUGGCGGGAAUAAAAAUAAUCCUAGAUAUAGUUUGCCUAAGCGUGUACUGAGUGUCAAUUCAAUCACAAAACUGAAAUUGACAGGAUGUGAUCUUGAUUCUGCUUCGUUGUCGAAUACCCAGUUGCCUACCCUGAAGAAGCUAAAUCUUCACAAUGUGUACUUAGAUGAGGGAGUUAUGGAACAUCUAGCUAAUAGUUUCCCUAAUAUUGAGGAUUUCACCUUCAAACAUUGUCAUGGGUUGACAAGACUUGAGCUCUUUAAUUUUGCAAAACUUGUAAAAGUUGAUGUUGAGGUUGAUGCUAAGAAGUUCGAAGCGAUUGAGAUUGAUGCACCCAAUCUUUUGGAGUUCACUUAUGUGAAUGAAGGUUUCUUGGACUAUGACUUUGAGUUAUGGGACGUUGAGGUUUCAGCUUGUAAGAACAUGAAACGUCUGAAAUUAGUUGGCGCUCCAUUAGACGAUUUUGAUCUAAGUUUGCUUCUUGAAGGCCUUCCAGUCCUUGAAGAGUUGUUUCUGUAUCAGUGCAAUAGUAUACGAGAUAUUUGUAUUUCAUGUCCAAAGCUGGUCCAGUUGGAGUUUGAGCAUUGCCUAGAUUUGUUAACUGUUGUACUUGAGACUCCCAACUUAAAAAUCUUUCACUAUGCCGAAGAUGAUCCUCUUAUAUCUCUCAAAUCCAAGGGUUCUGCUCUGAAAUUGACAGAGGUUAGCAUGUACCUAAAGCCUGAUGUCAAAGUUGACAAGUGGUUUGUUAACUUAAUCAAGGGCCUCGCAACGCUAGGCCACUGUGAACGCUUUUCAAUCUCUAUUAGUUUUGAAGAGGAUCUUAUAGUUCCAGAAAAAGUGAGGAUCAAGUCUCGGCCUCCCCUCCAUCACGUCAAGCAUUUGAUGGUGGAGCUUCGUGCAUCUUUUAUAAAGCGUACCCCUGUCAAAUUUAUCGAGGCUCUUCUGUGGCUUGCACCUCGUCCAGAGUCUAUAUCUAUAUAUAAUGACUUUAUUCCAGUUCUGAAAGUGCUGAAGGGGGAUCACGGUGAGGUGGUAGAAUGUGUUGAUAUCUACAGCCAGCCAGCUUUGAGACAUCCGCUUCUCAGGGAUCACAAGAUACAGAUGAAUCCUGUUUCAUUGUCUAGCAAGACGGAACAAAGCAACUCUUCACCGCAGCUGAUGCAGCAUUGGCAUAAGAACGAUAUGUGCGCUGUAGGUACUGUUCCUAUCACUCGAAGGAGGAAAGUCCUAGACGUUCCAUCCUUGAAUGAAUCAUCUGACGCAAGACAAGUCCCUCAUUAUGAGUUUGCCAAAGUUCAUCAUACAUUGUUGCGUUCGAAUGGUGGUUCACGGCUUUAUGGGGGAAGCGCUUUACUGAGCAUAUGGGAACCUGUUGUAACAAGACCAUCAGACUUGAGUGCAUCUUCAAUGAUAGUUAGCAUAACUCCAGGGGUUUUUCUUGAGGCUGGUUGGAUUGUGUAUCCUAAGCGUUAUGGUGAUUCUCGGCCUAGACUUUUCAUAUAUUGGACGAUAGACAAUAACUUGAACAGAUGCUGGGAUAUGGAUUGUGAUGGUUUUGUUCAAGUCAACAACACAGUUGCCCUGGGCAGCCCCUUGGAAGAAGUCUCUACCAUAAGCGGUGUCAAGCAUGUAUUCAGAUUAACAAUUCACCAGGAUGGCUUGACUAAAAAUUGGUGGCUUAGACUUGGAGGCAGUCAAAUAGGAUACUGGCCUGCGUCCCUUUUCCCAUCGAACAUAGACGACGGAGCUGAGGGACUAGAAUGGGGUGGAGAAGUGUUCGAUUCGAUAGGAAAGGGCGAGCACACUGAAACUGAUAUGGGUAACGGAUUAUUUCCCAACUCAGACAACGCGAGCUAUGUGUGUGCACUUAGAUAUGUUGAUGAAUCAUUGAUGCUCCAGAUUCCAGACAUGUCAAUGCUAAGAGUUUUAGUCACUAAUCCUAAGUGUUAUAAUGCCAGAAUCAUUCCUAUCACAGAUGAAGCGCGAGGUCCUUGCUUUUUGUAUGGCGGUUCUGGUCUAAAUCCAGAGUGUCCAUAAGUUUGUAAUAGUGUCAGCUUUCAAGACUGUGUG
Messenger RNA from Beta vulgaris subsp. vulgaris (sugar beet), 2768 nucleotides. RefSeq lists its product as hypothetical. Lineage: Eukaryota; Viridiplantae; Streptophyta; Magnoliopsida; Caryophyllales; Amaranthaceae. The transcript has 8 exons. The record is from RefSeq and is a predicted model, not a curated record. Gene Ontology annotation, molecular function: protein binding. Bases 249 to 2735 code for a protein of 828 amino acids.